AUGAAGGUGAAGAACACGCUGUUCAUCUUCGGGUCAGGAGAGUGCGGCCAGCUGCCGCCCGAGUACUGCGCGGACUACGUGCAGGUGAACCCGACGGCCGUGCAGAACCUCCCGAACGACAUCGACCAAGUCGUUUGUGGAUCCAUGCACACAAUUAUAAAGACGAAGGAUGAUAGGCUGUUCUCCUUCGGGUGCAACGACAUGGGCGUUCUCGGUAGGAAGACUCAUGCCAACAGUACGAAGGACCCCGAACACUCCCCAACGUUACUGAACUUCACCUGCAAGUCAAAGAUUAAAAAAAUCAGCUGCGGUGAUAACCACACAGCGGUUCUUCUGGAAGAUGGAAAGGUCUACAUUACGGGGGGGUUUAGGGACUCCUGUGGGGUUAUAGGUCUUCCUUCCUUCCAUAAAAAGGGGGAAAUAAUACCCAAAUCGGAAGAAUUCGUGGAGGUAAAGUUUUCCUACGCGUACGAUGGGAACGCCUCAGAUGGUUACGCUGACGAGGUGGAGAAACCCAUGCAGGAGGGGGAGGUCAUAAUAAGUAACAUAAUAUCGGGAGAAGACCACCUCGUGUGUCUGGAGCAGAGUGGUGAGUACAUAUACACCAUGGGGAACAGUGACUCAUGCCAAGUAUGCAACACCUUCUACGAUGUAGAAAAUGCGCAUGAGAUAAGGAACAGGUACAUCUUCCCCAACCGGUACCAUUUCAAGGAUCUUGGGUUCACUUCAAAGUUUAGGGACAUCUACUGUGGUGGUAACAACACGUUUGUUCAGUUAGAAGCAUCCUUAGAUGUGUAUGCAAUUGGAAGAAAUGCCUACGGAUCAUGUGGCGUAUCCAUGAGAGAUAACAUUAUAAAGAAGUUUGCAAAAAUUGAAGAGCUGUCUUCGAAAGAAAUUGUGCAACUCUGUGGUGGACAAAGCUUUACCGUCUGUUUACUUAAAAAUAAUGACCUCUACAUUUGGGGUAACCGCGAAAUAUUGGGCAUGGAAUCUGAGGAGGACGCCUACUCUCCGCAAGAAUUAACGUACUUCAAAAAGAAGAAACAUCUCAUUAAAACCAUUUCUUGUGGAACGGACCACUGCCUAGUCUUAACGGAGAGUGGGAAGCUCUUCGGAUGGGGCACGGGUGGAAACGACUUUGAAGAAGACACAUGCAUCGCUGUUAUAGAAAAGAAUGAACCCUCAGAAAUUGGCUUCCACAACUUUGUUACAAAAACGUUCAGCAAAGGUAGGAAAGAGAGCGAAGUAUCUAUUAGCCAUAUUCAAAUUGUGUCCUUCGCGGGGGGAUCAUCCCACUGUGCUUUUAUUACAUCCCAUGAGGACUCUGACAGGAUGUCUAUUAAGAGAGGUCACGAUGAAAUAUAUGAGGAAGAAGAUAUGUUCGCGAAAAAACACAGAAGGGAAAACUUCCCCCAGGUGGAAAUGGACGCGGGGCAAAAGGAGGCGGUACAUGAGGAAGAUGCAACGAAUGAACAGGGUACAGAUUUUUCCCUUAUGGACAAACCUGAAAAGUUAGGAACUGGAGAGAACAAAAAAGGAAGCUUCUUCAAAGACCUCUUCUACAACCCACAAACACCAGUUAAUAGUAAGUACUACAUACAGUCAAAGGAUUUAGAAAACAUGGACAGCGAUCUUUUAGGCACCGUGGAUAAGACCACCGUCAGUAAGGACACUCAGAAAAGGAGAAGAAGUGUUAAAACUAAGCCCUACUUAAGCAAUGAAAGUCCCACCAGGAGACAACCAAGGAGGUCUUGCAAAGAAAACAUCAACCUGAGUGAAAAGACUUAUAGGCAAUUCUACCAAAUUGUGGACACCCCUAUAUCGAAGAAGAAACGGAAGACGACACCUUCUUCUAUGAGCAGGAACGUUAAGAUGAGGGGGUCCCCAUCUGAGAGGACCAGCAAGUCUAGGUCCGUUGGUGGAAAGAGAGAAAGCGUAGAAAGGUCCUACUCUAAGAGAGACAACCCCAAACAUGAAUUCGCUUCGCAGACACCCGAUGCGAAGGUUGUGAGGGUGAAAUCAUCCAAAAUGAAGAAUUAG
Plasmodium coatneyi is the source of this 2040-nucleotide messenger RNA. Its product is annotated as Regulator of chromosome condensation. The transcript has a single exon. NCBI's taxonomy places the organism in Eukaryota, Apicomplexa, Aconoidasida, Haemosporida, Plasmodiidae. The coding region runs from base 1 to 2040 and encodes 679 amino acids. The record is from RefSeq and is a predicted model, not a curated record.